AUGGGGCGGUCAAAAGUAACAACGGCAGAGCAAUACGAAAAAUUGUGUGAUAUGAUGGCCACGAAAAGAGAUAUUGCGCAGGGCUUCCAAAAACCACCGAAGGAAGAAGUACAGGAGUUUUGGGAGGAGGUUGCAAGGAAUUUAAAUGCACUUGGCCCACCAACAAAAGAUUCCAAUACAUGGAGAAAGGUCUGGAUUGACUGGAAAUGCUACAUGAAGCGAAAAUUAUCGCAUAACAAAAAAGAAAGGAUGAGCACCGGUGGAGGUCCUUGCCAUUUACAACGCUUAAGCCCACUUGAAGAAAGUGGGGCCCGCGAUUAUGGCGAUAGUGUGGAGGUAGAAGAACUUGCCGAAACCACUGAAAUGGACAUUUCCGCUCGUUCGGAUGAUAUCCCUUCAACCAGUAGAGCUAACAGCCAAAAUAGAGAGGUGAGAGCAGACAAGGAGAGCACUUCUUCAUUACUUAAGCAACAGAUACAAAAUCAAAAAGAAUUUUAUGCAGAGACGAAAAAAUUCAAUGAAGCUGCCUUUGGUAAAGUGGAAGAAGUUACUACAUAUUUACGGCACAUGAAUCGUUCUCUAGAAACUUUGGCGGAGACUGCAGUGAAGCAACUUGAAGAACAGAAGCGACACAAUAGAAUUAAGGAAGAGCUGGUGCAGGAAAAAGUAGAAAUAAAAAUGCAAAUGCUAAGAUUAGAUCCAUCGAUGCAUUGCUCUCCUCCUCAAGUAAUAUCGCUGCCGCUACUGAUUCCAUGUUAG
Molecule: messenger RNA, 759 nt
Organism: Bactrocera dorsalis (oriental fruit fly)
Lineage: Eukaryota; Metazoa; Arthropoda; Insecta; Diptera; Tephritidae
Exons: 4
Coding region: 1-759 (252 amino acids)
Source: RefSeq, a predicted model, not a curated record